AUGCGUAGGCACUUUCAUGGCCCCCGGUCUGGCCAUUCUGACCGGGGUUGUGUGGGAGCGGUUCCUAUUAGCCAUGGUCCCACAGAAGUGUCCUUUAGUGCUGCUUUUUGUGCAGCCGUGCAUCCUGGCGUAAUUGUUGGCUUGAAAGCCAAAGGAUUCACAUGCGAUGUUGAUUUGCGGUAUCUUACAGUAGAAGAAUUGACUUCAGGAAUGCAAGGUUUUCUGGAUGAGGAAGAGGCUGCUAGCCUUAUUGAAUUGUCACAAGUCACUGUGCGAAGCAUGCCAAACCGGUCAAGCAGUGGAAGUAUCUGUGUCGCUUCGAGCCCAUCUGACAACACGGCAAGAGCAUCACCACCCGCACUUUUUUCCGAGUCGCAGGUUGCAAUCAGCGCGUCCGCUCCCAAGCGUCGUUGUCUGUCUCAGGUUGCACCGGUGGAUUUUUUUUGGGAUAUUUAUAUCCGGCUCGGCAUUCGCGGGCUGCUUUGGUCUCCGCUUGCUGCCAGUAACCCAGAUGCUGCCAGAGUGGGCUUUGAGCGCCGGUUUCAGAAUUUUGAGCUUAAGAGCUUGAAAGCAAAAAUCAGCAUGCUCAGACGGUGGUGGAGAUUUCUAGAAGCUCAGCAAGCACCGCAAUCAAAUGCCGUGCUGCCAGCAGUCCAACCAUGUUUUCAAUUUUUGCAAGCUGUAGCAGCGUCUGGCCCCACAGCUGCACCAGGAGUCUUCCAAAAUAUGCUUUGGUGGCGUCGCCAUGUCGGAAUUCCAUGGCCCACUGAGGACCCGCUUUUGUGUACGUGGAAUCGUGUCUUAGAACCGCAUGCCCCAAAAGAGCGUACGCCGUUGUCAUUUAAGGCUUACUCUUUUUUAGUAGAUCUGACGUCCAAAACCCCAGCUGCAGUUGCGUCCUUCGCGGCAUUCGCCUUGCUUCCAUUGGUGGCUUGUUUGCGCUUUGCACACGUGCAGCGAUCAGUAGGCCUUGCAGUGGAUGGUGAGUAUGUGGUUGGGCUAUGUGUGAAAGGCAAGAGCCGCCGGAAAGGUGGGAGGCCACCGUUUCGAUGGGCCGCCCCAGCGCAUUUUGCUGGUCGAAACAAUGUCUUCGACCCCAUGCUGAGAGUCGUUCAACAGCUCCAGUCGCAGCAUGGAACUUUGCCAUUUGUGAUCCCGGACCUCGCUUUGGGCCCGUCUGGAGUUGUGGAUGGCAAUGCAAAGUGGUGCCAGAGGCCAAUGCCCAUUGAGAAAUUUAUUUCAUUGCUCCGAUCUCUCUUGGGUUGUAGGAAUGUUGACAGAGAUGAGAUCGAAAGUAUCACCACUUAUAGCUUGCGUAGAUUCCUGCCAACAAUUGCUGAAGUGUUGCUCACGCCUCCAUUUGUUUCCCAGGCUCUUGGGAACUGGCAGGAAUUUCCAACGCAAUCCCAUGUGGAUCCAGUAGCCUUGAGUAUGGCGCAGCACUAUGCGCAUGACAAAGUCGCUAGCGCUGGCUACGUUAAAGGGCUCUUAUUGUCAGCAGUGCAGAAGGCUCAGCAGGCUUGCCCAGGGGAAAAAAUUGUGUGGCAAACGUUUCGGAAAUGCGGCAUCACAUGGCAAUCCCUCGUCCCCUUUGAAUUUCAGGAGGAGCGGGGUCGUGACGCAUCCACGCCUUUGGACGAAUCUUCCAGUGAGUCUAGCUCUUCAAGCUCUAGCAAUGCAUCUGAUGCAAGUGCAGCUAGAAGGGUGUGCCAAACCAUAAAUUGGAUGAGCGUCCAGCCAGCGGUGGUGCACAUCUUGCAAGAUGGUGGUGCAGCUUUUAUUCCAUGGUGCCGUACCACCCCUUUUGUUUCUGCUAAUGUGAAAUGGGGGACUGGGCUUCAACCAGGCUCCAAUGUCUGCGCUUCAAGCACAACCCUCGCCAUGCCCGGACCACAGUCCGCUCAAGUGAAGCGAGACAAGGAGGAAUUGUCCAAAUUGUUUCAGCAAUGUAGGUUGUCUGAAGACCUCAUCAAGUAUAUCGACACGGUUGGUGUGGAGUCCCUCUCCGAUUUUGUCAACAUGGUCAGUGCUGCAUCCUAUGAAAGUGAGCUCAAGACGUUGUUGCUUGACCCUUCAUCGGAGAAGGGAAGUGUCAUUCAAUUGUCCAGAUUACGAGCUUCCUGGCAAGAAGCUAAAUCUGUCCUUGAGCGCUCCAAAAAGCGUAGGCUGGAGGGUGUUGCAGAAGAUGCUGAUGAUCCUCUAGAUACUGUCAUGCAAGAGGGUCUCAUGUCCAGUUUUGCCACUCAGUAUGGACUGAGAUUGCCCAUGCAUUUGACGCCCAGUGACUCCCUACUGGGUCGCGUUUACCGAGAAGUAUCCAAGGGCGCUCCUACAGUGAUAGCCAUUCGCAAGGUGCAAUCGUUGUACAAAGCCUCUCAAGUUGCAGCCAAGGAAGAGGUAUCCCUAGGCAAUCACAUUAAGGUCCAACUGCAGUCUGAGCCUCCACCUCUGAAGCACACAAUCCAAUAUUAUUUUGGUCUGCGCAUUUUAGGAAAUGCUUAUGCAAUUGUUGGCCAGCACAAAGUGGAAUCUGCAGUCACUCCAUCCAAGCAAGUUGUCGCUGCGCCUCUCAGUGUGAACCUUGACUAUGCAGAUUUUUGCCUGCGCAAAGCCUCUGAAUGCGCUAUGGUUCCCGACCUGCAGCUUCAGUGGCUCCAAGCCCGUGAUGAGCACACGAGGUCCCGUAUGGUUGAAUUGAUGCGCCAGAAUUACCCACAAGGUGAGGCGCUAGAAAAGGCGCUGGCAGAGACGGAGCUCUUGUGGAACGCGCAGACGCAGCAGAUUCAUGAGCAGCCGUCCUCUGGCAUGACCACCUCGCCAGCAAGCACCCCAAGCAAGAGGUCUGAACGCACAGUGCGUGUUUUAUCCACAGGCCAAGCAAUUUGCAAGAAGAGAAAUGACCAGCGAGGUUGCACCGCCAAAGAACGUUGCACACUUUUGACCUUGGCCACGCUAGGCAAGCACUGCCACAAAGAAGAGACGCAUUGUGUUCACCAUACCCGAAGGGUUGCAGACGAAGCGGCUCAAGACGUUGGAAGUGCAUUUGCUGAACACGCGCCUUUUCCAGAGCUCAGUCUGCAACAGCAUGUUUCCCCUUCAGCAGUCGGGCGUUUUCAGAGUGAUGGGAAGCGCUUGCCCGCUUCCGCCUACGAAGCUCAAGCGUUGUUGUGGAAGGGAAAUGCCUGGCGUGUACCGUCAGUAAGGGAAAAGGCACAGUUGCAUUGUAUUCCAGGUAGCUUGCUUCUUGGUCCUGCAGGGGAGGGUCAUUCAUGCGAAGCUGCUUUGGCUGCGGCGCUAGAAAACUCUUUCCACAUUCCUUCGUUGGCUAUGGUUCUUUGCGUUUUUCUCACAAGCGUGGCUGGUGCAGUGCGCGUUCCAGCGCCCUGGUAUUCCUUGGAAGAAGGGCGCCUUAGAGAGUUGACUUGGAACACGGUUUUUCACACAAAGGUCUUGCAAUCCAUCCCAGGCCUCAUGAGUUCCCAUCAACUUGCUGACUACUUCUACCAGCGGUGCGCGUUGCACGGUAUCCAGUUCAAUAUGCCGCAGUCUCAGCUUGCGUAUGUUCUGGCCGCCAGUGACCUGGCUUGUUUGCAAGUUUAUUGGGCGGAUACACAGCUCAGGGGGUUACAGGCCAAUCCGCAAGGGCUCGAUUGGGCCCAGCAGAAAGCCCCUGCGUUGGCAGCUGCCGCUACAGGCAACCAACGAGGUUCUGGUUUGUCCUCUUUUGCCCUGCCGCCUUUGCAUGAGCGAGGCUUGUCAAAAGAUGCCCACUUGUUGGCCUCCGCUUCAGUGAAGUCACCCUUUGCGCAACCAGUGCCUUUAGAUGACGAUGCCAUGUUUGUUUGCAGGGCCAUGUCCACGUUUGGCCCGCGUUUUCGCUCAUGGAGGAUUCAGCAGCUGAGAGAGCUACAGCGGAUGGCUAAGAAGUUGGUACCAUGGGAGAAAGCCUUGUGUGCUCACAUGCCUGCGUCUGUCGCAUGCGUUGCAUCCAACAAGAGACCGGCCUUUUUGUUAGCAUGUGCUUUGUUGCUUCGUUGGCCUGAUGAAACGUGUCCGCUACGUUAUGUCUUAGGCUUUGGUAUAAUAGGCGACAUUGAAAACUCCAGCCUUUUCCGCCCUUUGGUUACUGACCAAUCGUUGCCGGUCGGUAAGGCAGUUUUGCUAGGUGAGUCUGCCCUUCAGAACUUGCAGGCAAUGCAUAGUAGAGUCCGGCCCGGGUCUCAUGAUGAGGCAUUGCGUGACAUGACUUUGCAAGAAGUCCAGCUAGGUUUUGCAGAAGGGCCGUUCUCUCAAAGCCAAAUAGACAGCAUGUUUGGGGUAGGAGGCUGGAGGCCGUUGGAGCGUUUCGUGCAUGUCCAAAGUUGUGGUAAGCUCCGCUUAAUCGACAGUGGGAAAAAGCCAGGCCACAACAAGGCCUGUAGGGAAACUGAAACAAUCUAUACAGCAUCCGUGGAUGUCAUCCCUGCAGCAACACAAGCCAUUUUUGAGCAAGCGCAGCGCAACUGGGGCUCAGCCUACGAGCAUUCAAUUCCCUGGCUCCAGAUGGUUCUAGGUACAGAAGAUAUGUGUCAUGCAUACCGCCAGUGUCCCAUCCAGCCAUCAGACAGAUGCUGCGCAGUCGUGAGCUAUUGGGAUUGCGUCCAGAAUGACAUCAGGUUUGUUAUCCUCAAUGGCAUGCCUUUUGGCCUGUCCUCUGCAGUCCUUGCCUUUAAUAGGACACCUGCUUUGCUAACCGCGGUAUCGCGCAGAAUGGGAGGCGCCUUAGCCAUUUACUUCUUUGACGAUACUGGGAUCUUGACUUCCAGGCCUGCCAAGGGUCAGCCCAAGCAGUGGUGCGAGGAGUUUAUGGUGCAGCAGGUAAGUUCGGUUGGGCUAGUACUGGCACCUUUGGCAAGUGCGGCCGUGGAGGCCAAGCUGCCCUUGUGCAGAGGCAGUAUUUUGAUUCCUCUGAUGCAUUGUUUGCAGCCGAUUGGCAUGACUGCAGUGUUGGGACCUGAAGUUAUUGCAUGUCUAGUUGACCGCAAGCAGCAAAUAACGCCAUGUGAGGCCUUGCUCAGUGUCAUUGUGCCGGCUAAC
Cladocopium goreaui is the source of this 5076-nucleotide messenger RNA. The record is from the annotation of a GenBank genome assembly. Lineage: Eukaryota; Dinophyceae; Suessiales; Symbiodiniaceae.